Messenger RNA from Penicillium longicatenatum, 1704 nucleotides. RefSeq lists its product as uncharacterized. The transcript has 4 exons. Gene Ontology annotation, molecular function: FAD binding. The coding region runs from base 1 to 1704 and encodes 567 amino acids. The record is from RefSeq and is a predicted model, not a curated record. Lineage: Eukaryota; Fungi; Ascomycota; Eurotiomycetes; Eurotiales; Aspergillaceae.
AUGGCUGCAAGUGUCCAGACAGAUGUGCUCAUUAUUGGCGGUGGGCCGGUAGGCUUACUUAUAGCCCACGGGUUAGCCAAACAAGGCGUGGACUCCAUCAUUGUUGAGAAGCAUGACAAGACCGAGCAAGCCAUGUACGGCCGAGCCACCACCUUGUACCCCCGUACCUUAGAGAUGUUGGACCAGCUAGAGCUCCUGGACGAACUAAACCAAAUUGGAUACAUUGCUCGAAACAGCGUGACCUACAAAGAUGGUAAAAGAGUGACUUCGCGUGGUUGGCAUGUUAUGUUUGAGCGAAUGCAUGGAACCUUCUUGGACUACUGCCUGAACAUCAGGCAGAAGUAUUCUGAGAACGUGAUCCGGGAUACAUAUGCAAAGCUUGGAGGGCGUCUGCUCGUCGGCUGGAAGCUAGAGGACUAUGCCAUCAACAACUUAUGCGGAAGUGAAUUCAAAGUGGCUUCCCGUAUCCGGAAGGGAGACACCGAUGAAGUGAUGUCGAUCAAUAGCAAAUUCAUUGUUGGUUCGGAUGGAGGCCACUCACUUGUGAGAAGGAUCGCGGAUAUUCCAACUCAAGGUGACCGUACUCACUACAAAUGGGUCCGUAUUGAUGGUGUAUUCAAAACAAACAUGCCCGAUGCCGAUGUAGGCUUUGCCUCAAUCGAAUCCAAGAGUCACGGAAAUGUUCUAUGGGUUCAGUUGGAUCAUGGCGUGAAGCGUAUUGGCUUUGCUAUGACGGAAGAGAUGCUUGCCAAAUAUGGUGAUAAGCUCACUGAAGAGCAGGCCGUGACCGAAGCAGUUAAGUCAAUGGAGCCUUUUACACUUGAGGUAGAAAGAGUCGAGUGGUGGACCUUGUAUAGCAUCAAUCAACAAGUCGCCGACUCAUUCUUCUGCAACGAACGAAUUCUCUUAGCUGGAGAUGCAUGCCACACUCACUCAUCCGGAGCUGCCCAGGGAAUGAACACGGGUGUCCACGAUGCCAUCAAUCUAUCCUGGAAGCUGGGAGGUGUGGUGAAGGGCUGGUAUGCCCCCGGGAUCUUGCAAACAUACGAAGACGAGAGACGCCCCGCUGCCCAACACCUCAUUAAGCUCGACAAAGCUUUCUCGGCAACCAUUUCGGGCACCGUACCCGAGGAGUACAAGGGAACCUCUCUGAAUGCAAACGAACUUUUCACCAAGCUCUUUGAUGACACAAUUUUGUUCAACCUUGGCCUGGGAAUCAACUACGGUGAAAGCAUCAUCAACAAAGCACCUCCAACUGGCAUGAUCUCGUCCGGUCGCAGGGGACCUGAUGCUUUGAUCAUGGCCCCUGGUUCUCGCGUUCCAAUCCGUUUGUACCAGGUGAGCCGAAACACUGGACAAUGGAGUGUUCUCAUAUUCGCCGGACAGCCCUUGAUUACCCAUGAUAGCCUAGCCCUGUCAGUGUCCAAACUGAAGGAGCUCCAAGCUAUCCUCCCAAAAGACAUGGUCCGGUUCCUAACCUUGGUGGCUGAUAGCCCAGAUGGAGGAGACAGGAUGUUUGGAAUCCCCCGAAUUGGAAACAUCUAUUACGACAAUACCCGGUCUGCCCAUGAGGAAUACACUAUCUCGACGGGUAAAGGUGCAGUGGUAGUUCUUCGACCAGAUGGAAUUUUGGGCUAUGCUACCACGUUGGAUGAUUCGGAGAGUAUCAGGAAUUUCUUUACUGAUUUCGCCUCGAUCAUCUAA